ACUUCAAAUGGUGAGCUUCAUCCCCUUCCUAGCCAUCAUAUAGAUACUGGAAUGGGUCUUGAACGCCUCGCAUCGGUUAUGCAGGAUGUUCCCUCCAACUUUGAUAUCGAUGCUUUUGAACCUAUAAUGAGGCGUAUCUCCACGAUCUCCAAAAGGGGAGUCUAUAAAGGCAGAGUGGGCCAUGAGGACGUAGAUGGUCGUGAUGCAUCAUAUCGUAUCCUCGCGGAUCACAUGCGGGCGGCCGUCGUCGCCUUAUGUGAUGGUGUUGAACCGAGUGCAGUGGAUGCGGGAUUUGUAGUUCGUAAAAUGCUACGAAGAUCAUUUUGGCAUGCUUCUGCCAAGUUAGGAGUUGAUCGUUUCGCCUGCGCUGAAUUAGUUCCUGUUGUUGUCGAAACUUUGAAGUCGGCUUAUCCUGAGCUUUCUACGGCUACUGAGCGCAUUGAGAAAUGUAUAGCCGACGAAGAACAUCACUACUGGAGCAUUGUUGAUAGAGGAACGGAGUUAUUCGAACAAAUGAGAUUGAAUAUUCCUAAGGGCACCAAGGUCUUUCCAGGUGACGAUGCAUUUGUUCUUCACGAUACUCACGGCAUUCCUAUUGAGAUCACUGAAGAUAUGAGUAAGGAACAUGGUUUGACAGUUGACACGAAAAAGUUCCUGGAGCUCAAGGAAGAGGCAAAAGCUUUGUCAAGAAGCAAAAGUGGAUUCAAGAAAGCUCCUUCCCUUGAUACAGGUGGUUUGAAAUCUUCUGAGAAGGCCAAGUACAACUAUUUUCUGGAUGAGGACGGAAAUUACGUUUUCCCUCCCGUUGCAACAAAAGUGCUCGCUUUGUUUCAUGGAAGCGAUCGCGUUGACUCCCUGUGUUCUGAUGGCUCUCUUGUUCUAGAAGACUGCCAAUUUUAUGCCGAAGAAGGCGGGCAAAAGUGUGACAAGGGCUUUUUGGAAAUUGAAGGAAAAACGGUUUUCGAAGUUUCCUCAGUGGAGAAGGUAGAUGGAGUGGCUGUUUUGCACGGAAAGGUCAUGGGAAAUAGCAAAAUCACAGGAAAUUCAGUGUUAACUCAGAAGAUCGAUGUGAAUCGUCGUAUGGCUUUGAUGCGAGCGCACACAGCAACACAUCUACUUAACUGGGCACUAAGACGCGUAGGAGCAGGACGAGGACAACGUGGUUCUUCGAUUGAAGAAGACUCGCUACGUUUUGAUUAUGCCACCGAUGAUUGCGCCGGAGAGGAUGAUGUUGUAGAGAAUGUUGAAGAAUUCGUGCAAUCUGUCAUAUCUCAAGGAAAACCCGUUAUUGUAGAGGAAAUGCCUAUGGAUAAAGCUUCAGAGCUAUCGCAGCUGCAAUCAGAGUUCAAGGAGGUAAUAGAGAGUUCAUUUUUGUUAUUUGUAACCCUCUGCGUUCUUGUAUUUUUGGAGAUCUAA
This is a messenger RNA of Strongylus vulgaris, 1416 nucleotides long. The record is from the annotation of a GenBank genome assembly. NCBI's taxonomy places the organism in Eukaryota, Metazoa, Nematoda, Chromadorea, Rhabditida, Strongylidae.